Maudiozyma barnettii is the source of this 2763-nucleotide messenger RNA. RefSeq names its product origin recognition complex subunit 1 (gene ORC1). Gene Ontology annotation, molecular function: DNA replication origin binding; ATP hydrolysis activity; ATP binding. The transcript has a single exon. Bases 1 to 2763 code for a protein of 920 amino acids. The record is from RefSeq and is a predicted model, not a curated record. Gene Ontology annotation, biological process: mitotic DNA replication checkpoint signaling; DNA replication initiation. NCBI's taxonomy places the organism in Eukaryota, Fungi, Ascomycota, Saccharomycetes, Saccharomycetales, Saccharomycetaceae. Gene Ontology annotation, cellular component: nuclear origin of replication recognition complex.
AUGGCAAAAACUGUUGACAAAUUGGAUGAUUGGGAAGUUGUUAUUACAGAUGAUGACGGAAAGAUAGUUGACAUUGAUAAUACGAGAUCAAGAAGGAGAAGAAAUGCUCAUAACCAUAUACAUCUUGAGAAAAAAAUAGAUAAUCAGAUAAAAAAAUUGGAAUUCGGAACAAAUAUUAUAGUCAAAAACCGUAUAAGUGGAGGGCCUGAUAUCAUGUGCAUGAUAUACGAGAUUAGAAUGAGUACAACCAACAAUUACCUCGAAUUAUGGACUUUCAAAUACUGGAACGAAUCAAAUAUAGAUCCUCAAUGGUAUUUUAAAAAUUUGGAUCCCAAAGUAUUGGAAUUAAAUGAAACAAAUGAAUAUUAUCAAAAUUUAUUACAUAAAGAGCUAAGAGAUAACAAAAGACGAAUUUUUACAUUACAAUCAUAUGAAGUAAACCUGAAAGAUAUUAUCGGCUUUGUUGACGUGGUAAAGGGAUCAGAGUGGACUUCACAAUGCACCCCUGGUAAGACUUUCAUUGUGGACUAUAUGUGUAGUGCAAAUGGUAAAUGGUUUGCUCCAAUAGAUUUUAAGAAAGAAAUUGAACGGCUAAAGAAUAAAUCGACUAAGGAGAUAUUGGAGGGGUUUUCUUCUGUCUUAUCAGAAGAACCUGAACCUGAACCUAAAACCAAUGGAAAGAAAAAUGCUACUAUUAGAAAGACCACUAAUAAAAAGGUUUCAAAAAUUAUCAAGUCCAAGGAACCUGCUGACGAUGAGUCUAUGUUAGAAAAUACCGAUGAUGAGUCCAUCGGUGAUCUCUCAUCUGAAGAUGAAUAUAUUGAUCCUGAUGAAACAGCAAAUGCUGAAAAAUCUUUUGCCAACGAGAGUGAAGAAGAAGAAGAAGAAGAAGAUGAUGAUGAUGACGAAGACGAUGAAGAUGAAGUCGACGAAGAUGAAGAUAUUGAAUAUGAAAAACCUUCAAAAGGAAAAAGGAAGAGCCGAUCUGUAAAGAAGAAGGAACCUACAGAUUCUAAAAAACCAGCAAGAAAAAAGAAGAAGAUAACCAAAGCACAAUUAUACUCAACUCAGGUUCGUCGAUUUACAAAAAGAAAUGUCGUUAGGGCUAAGAAAAAGUAUACACCAUUUUCAAAACAAUAUAGAUCUAUUAAGGAUAUCCCUGAUUUAACCAAUUUUGGUGGUUUUAACAUGAAGAAUACAGAUGAAUAUUUUAAUAAAUUAGAAGACAAAUUAAACACUAAAUCGGAUCAUAAAAUAGUUGAAACCAUUUUCUCGAAGGUUAAGAAACAAUUAUAUUCUUCUCGUGGUAAGGAAGAAAUUGUAAAAUCGACGAAUUUCGGUGAAUAUUUACCUGCUCGUGAAAAUGAAUUUGCUUCAAUAUAUCUGAGUAUUUAUAGUGCUUUGGAAUCUGGGUCAUCGACUACUGUAUACAUCGCUGGUACGCCCGGUGUCGGGAAGACUUUAACCGUCAGAGAGGUUAUGAAAGAAUUACAACAUUCCGCUUCUCAAAAGGAACUACCACCAUUCCAAUACAUUGAAAUUAAUGGUCUUAAAAUGGUCAAACCAACAGAUAGUUACGAAGUGCUUUGGAGUAAAAUUUCAGGUGAUAAUUUGACUUGGGGGGCAGCAAUGGAGUCUCUUCAAUUUUAUUUUGAGAAAGUUCCUAAGGAUAAAAAACGUCCAAUAGUUGUACUUUUAGAUGAAUUAGAUGCAUUAAUCACCAAACAAGAAGAUAUAAUGUACAACUUCUUCAAUUGGACAUCAUACGAAAAUUCUAAACUGAUUGUGGUCGCAGUAGCAAAUACAAUGGAUUUACCAGAACGACAAUUAGGGAAUAAAGUAUCGUCAAGAAUCGGAUUCACCAGAAUUAUGUUCGCUGGUUAUACUCACGAAGAAUUAAAAUCUAUUAUCGAUUUAAGGCUACAGGGCUUAAAUGACACAUUUUUUUAUGUGGAUAAAGAUUCUGGCAAUGCCUAUCUUGCAGAUAAUUUUACAAUUGAUGAAAAAAAGGAUAAGCUUCCUUCUAAUCUGAAAAAAGUUAGAUUGAGAAUGAGCUCAGAUGCAAUUGAAAUUGCAUCUAGAAAAAUUGCCAGUGUCAGUGGUGAUGCCAGAAGAGCAUUGAAAGCAUGUAAAAGAGCUGCAGAAAUUGCGGAACAACACUAUAUGGCGGUACAAGGUUAUAAUUAUGAUGGCCAAGUUAUUGUCGAAUCAAAGGAAAAUGAAGAUGAUGUUGAGCUUCAAGAUACCGAAGAAGUUCAAUCAAAUGUUGAUGCAACGGCUGAUGGAUAUGAAACAGAGGUCGAUGAGAAUGGAAAUGAGUACGAAGUUCAAAUAGUUCGAAUCAACCAUAUUAUGAGAGCAUUGAAUGAAACAAUCAACACUAACAUAACGAAGUUUAUUAACAGAUGCUCGUUUACUACCAAACUAUUUCUUUUUGCAUUUUUGAAUUUAAUCAAGAAAACUGGGUAUGAAGAACAAAAUUUAGGUGAUGUUGUAGAUGAAAUCAAAUUGUUAAUCGAAGUGAAUGGUAAUAACAAAUUCGUAAUGAAAAUAACAGACGUCCUCUAUCCCAAGGAACUAGGUACCGAAGCACCGCAAUUACGAAUGAUAUCCUGGGAUUACAUAAUGUGUCGAUUAAUUGAGUCUGGUAUUAUUGUCAAACAGAAUUCUAAUAAUGAGCGCUAUUGUUCUAUCAAAUUAAAUGUUCCUUCAGACGAGGUAAAUAGGGCAGUAGAACAAGACGACCAUUUGAAGGAUUUCUGA